CGAUUAUCCCUCUUAUACAACUUCAGAGUUCUUCAAUGAUCCGUCUUCCCUUUGUGAGCCUUGCGUGGGCCAAAUUCAAGCGCGUGAGACACGUACUAAUACUCCUCUUUCUCUUAUCUUUGCUCUUCCUCUUGGAUUUGAAGCACGAGGAACAAGAGGCCAACCUUUCCGGUGGUGAUCUCUUGGGCGUAGAAAGUGUCAGUGGUUUCAUUCAAGGCCUGUUGGACAAGUUACCUCUCGCAGCCAACCAGCACAGUAAAGAGGGACACCCGGAAGAUGCCGAAACCCCCUCUGAAAACAAACCGGUGAAACCAAAACUACCACCGUUGUCCAACCACGAUAAGAUCAAAGCCAGUGCUAAGGCAGAAGCAGUCAAGCCAUUAGUGAACCCUGGCGACCAUGGAAAAUACUACGCCUUCGAAGAUAUGAGUGCUGCUGCUAUUGACGAAGACGAAGGAUUACCGAAGAAGAAGAAAAAACCGGUGGCUAUCCACGAAUUCCGGUACCCAUUGUCACAGACGGUGACAUUCCCGCUGGAGACUGACGCGGCACCCGCCCCGGAGUACAAAAUCCAGUUUGACUUCCCGGAAACCUCAUCCAACAAAACGGCCCUAACCACAAUCCGCAAACAGUUUAUCAAGGACUGGCUCACCUACAAAAAGUAUGCUUUGGGGAAAGACGAUGUGAAGCCGAUUUCGCAAACGUUCCACAACACGUUCAACGGCUUGGGGUCUACUCUUAUCGAUUCUUUAGAUACCCUCUACCUCAUGGGCUUGCACGACGAGUUUCUGGAGAUGGUGGCCCUAGUGAGCAAGAUUGACUUUACGAAAAAAUUGGUUGCCGAUGACUCCAGUGGCGAGCUCCGUGUGUUUGAAAUCAACAUCCGAAUCUUGGGCUCAUUACUUUCAUCGUUCGAGCUAUCAAACGAGAAGAGAUUGUUGAAAAAAGCCUCUGAGAUUGGCGAGUUGCUCCUCAAGUCCUUUGACACACCUAAUCACUUUCCGAAUCUCUACUGGAACUUGAAGUUUCACCAGCAAGUGGAAGGCCGUAUGACCGAAAUUCCGUCCCACCACGCGGCUCUCUCCGAAUUGGGUACCUUAAGUUUGGAAUUUAUCAAACUCUCCCAGUUGACGGGUGACAACCGAUACAUGACAGUAAUUGACCUCAUCAUGAAAAGUUUUAUUGCGUUUGAUAAAAAGUACAAUGACGGAAAAAAGGGUCUUCCUGGCCUCUUCCCUACAGAGUUAAACCUUAACGGUUGUGAGGCCAUUAUCAGUGCGGAUGGCUACGAGAAGCUAAAGACUCUGCCAACCUACAAUGACUUUUCUUACCAAAAGUUGAGAAACGGUGGUUCGGGCUUUAACAACGUCCACUACUGUAUGACCAGCAAAAACGCAGGUGGUUAUGGUAGCAUCGCACCAUCCCUCCCCAAUGCGCUCUCGUAUUCCACUGGUGGCCUUGCGGACUCCUUCUACGAAUACCUUUUAAAGACAUACGACCUUUUCCGCGGGAAGUAUCCUUUCGCGUUGGAAAGCGAUACUUUGCCCGCUCCUUCAUUAAACGCUCUCGUGCAGCUGUCCUUUAGCUCGAUGAAGGACUUUAUGAUAUUCCGGCCGGCAUUGCCUCGCAAGAACGCUAGGUACACGGACGUUUUGUUGAUGAACGAAGUGACCAUGUACAACACCGGCCGCGCUUUAAGGAAGGUCAAGAAAUACAAGAUGAAUCACCUUAACUGCUUCAUGGGCGGAGCCUUUGCGAUAUAUGGGAAAAUCUUCCAUGGUCCAUCCUUCGUGGACACCGGUGCCGGGGUGACAAAGGGCUGUCUAGAAGUGACAAACCAGAUAGGGAUAAUGCCAGAAUCGUUUGUCGUUGAUGCGUGUCCCGCUGAGGGGAACUGCGGAUUUGAUUAUGAGAAGCGAAUCGACUGGAUUAAGGGCCACACCGAGAGUGGAUACCGCUCGACCAAACAGCUGGAAUCGGCCAUAGACGAUGAGUUUGAAACGGCCCCCCAUAAAAUCCCUUUUUCCCCUUUAAAAGACAGGCCUGUUAAGAACUCAAAGGCGCCAGAGUACCAAUGGACCGUUGGCGAGGUUGCGGACCAGCCGCUAUGGAUUUCGGAGAUGGACGCCCUGUACGCGUUGAGACCAGAGAUUAUUGAGUCCGUCUUCAUUAUGUACCGCACAACUGGUGACCCCUACUGGCGGGAACAGGGCUGGUGGUUGUACCAGAAGAUCAUCCAGAGCUGUCUGUUGCAGCUUUCCGACGAGUCAGGGUUGGUAAUUUCUGGUAUCAAAGACGUUACCCGGAUUGGCUUGAACCAAAACACGAAAGCAAAUAGAAUCGAUUUGAUUGAGAGUUUUUGGUUCAGCGAAACGCUAAAGUACUUUUACUUGUUGUUUGCCGACGAGAACAAGAUCUCUUUGGAUGACUAUGUGUUCAACACUGAGGCUCAUCCAUUCAAGAAGAUUCUGAUUUGACACUAGAUGAAUAAAUGUAUGAUCCAGCA
Molecule: messenger RNA, 2506 nt
Organism: Babjeviella inositovora NRRL Y-12698
Lineage: Eukaryota; Fungi; Ascomycota; Pichiomycetes; Serinales
Product: glycoside hydrolase family 47 protein
Exons: 1
Coding region: 36-2477 (813 amino acids)
Biological process (GO): N-glycan processing; carbohydrate metabolic process
Cellular component (GO): endoplasmic reticulum; Golgi membrane
Molecular function (GO): calcium ion binding; mannosyl-oligosaccharide 1,2-alpha-mannosidase activity
Source: RefSeq, a predicted model, not a curated record